UCAACAAACAUUCACUUAAGAAAAUAAACCCACAAAAUUUUCAUAAUUCCCUCUUCAACCUUGUAUCUAACAUUCAAAAACACAAACAACACAUUCAAGCAUGUUUGCUAAGAAAGUUACUAACGUUAACCCCUUUGCAAAGAAACGUUCCCAACAUGGCGUUGUUUCUUCAACACCAAACGUAAACACAAAGAAGCUAUGGAGGCUUCCACAUGUCUUCGCCAAAAUGCUCGAGCUUCCUUUUCCUUCAGACGCCGACGUUUCAAUCGAAGAAACUUCACAGUUUUUUCGAUUCGUGGCGUCGUGUAAUAAGAUGAAUAUAUUUAACGCUGGUGGUGUACGUGCUCAUGCAAUCGAGAUUUUACCAGGGAUAACUAAAAUUGUGAUUAAGAGAAUCGAUGGUGGUGAUGUUGCGGUGGUUGGUCAGCAGGAGAGAAGGUCUUCUCUUGGUGUUGAUUUGUGGAGGUUUCGACUUCCUCCGUGGACGCAGCCAGAGAGGGUGACGGCGGUUUGUACCGGUGGGAAGCUUGUAGUGACGGUGCCAAAGAUCAAAGGGAACUAAUAUUCGAUCUUAUGAAUAUAUAUAUGUACACCUUACACCGUGGUAGAUAUCUCACUUUAGAGGCCAAAUUCAUCACAUGACUCACAUAUAUGAAUUUAUGACAUGUAUAUGUGUAUAAAUAUAUGGCUUCUUUUUUCCUUCUAAAUAAAACAAGGAUUCCGUCAUGUAAAUGCAACUCAUUCAAUUAAUGUAGAGAUAUUCGAUAC
Messenger RNA from Medicago truncatula (barrel medic), 768 nucleotides. RefSeq lists its product as uncharacterized. The transcript has a single exon. The record is from RefSeq and is a predicted model, not a curated record. NCBI's taxonomy places the organism in Eukaryota, Viridiplantae, Streptophyta, Magnoliopsida, Fabales, Fabaceae. Bases 101 to 562 code for a protein of 153 amino acids.